Messenger RNA from Aspergillus ochraceoroseus IBT 24754, 1188 nucleotides. RefSeq lists its product as uncharacterized. The record is from RefSeq and is a predicted model, not a curated record. The transcript has a single exon. The coding region runs from base 368 to 1036 and encodes 222 amino acids. NCBI's taxonomy places the organism in Eukaryota, Fungi, Ascomycota, Eurotiomycetes, Eurotiales, Aspergillaceae.
GAAACCGUUUCUUUGUCCGGAUGGGCUGCUUUCAUUGGUUUUCUUUUCUUUUUUUUUUUUUGGUUUCUUUUCUUCCAGGAUUUCUUGAAAGAAUCAAUCAGAGGUAUGCCCUCAACAAUAGCACUGUUUUGUUUCCUGUGGCCAACCAAGAAGCCACGCAGAAGGGCAGAAGAGCAGAAGAGGGACAGACCCUGUACCAUGAUUUCCAUUCUUUGAGCGUUCCCUAUUUGAUCUCAGUUGCUCCUGAUGAGUGUAUGUCAUAUAAAAGAUGUCAGGUUCGCAGCGAUUUGUUCGUUCAUCUAGGGUUCAACCGCAGCUCUCUACUUGAUCUAUCUGACUCUCGAUUACAACCGGCCCCCGCUGCAAGAUGCCUCCACGCGAAGAAGUACAAUGGACCCCGGGAUCAACGGUGAGUCAACUAAAGCGAUCCAAAGCUAUAAGCCAUCGUCAAGGGAAUCCACUGAUCGCAAGCCUUCAGAAAGAGCUAUUAUCCUAUAGUUGUGACGACGAUGACGAAGAAGGUGACAACGACAAUGAGGAGAAGAGGAAGGUCCACCGAUUACCCAAAGUGCUCACGGGGUGCAUGAAGAGUGGCAUGUCCACCUGUGAGAUCGGGGAGUAUGUGCAUGGAAUUGCCUGCAGAUGUGAACCUACUCUGACUACCUCUACUACGACGACAUCUACAUCUGUGUCUGUGUCUGUCUCUGACGCAUCGGAUUCGGAUUCCCUGCGCAGGAUUGUGAGGAGAAUGAUCGACGCCCGCAGCUCGUACCAGGAGAUAGGGUAUAAAGUGUUGAAGAUACUAGACCUUCGCAAGAGGAUUAGAGCUCCUUCUGUUGAUGGAAAUAGAGGAUCGGGUAGACAUAGACCAGGGAGUGAGAUCCAGAGACAUCAGAUGAGGGGUGAGUUUGCGAAAGAAGAGGAGGAGGAGGAGGAGGAUGAUGAUGAUGAUGAGGAGGAGGAAGGGUAUAUGAUUGGAGUGGCACAGGUAGUGAUGAUUUCUGUCCAUCAAGCCAAAGCUGUGAAGAUUCGAUAAAAACUCUUGCCCGGGUGGUAAUGCAGGUACCGUCCAAUACCAGAUGCAAUAAUACAUAAACCACAAUCUCCCGCCUAAUCAUUGGCCCACAACUAUGGUCGGAACCAGGGACCGUAUUACUCGUACAAAACCAAGACCAAACGAUGACAUAC